Messenger RNA from Gongylonema pulchrum, 198 nucleotides. The record is from the annotation of a GenBank genome assembly. Lineage: Eukaryota; Metazoa; Nematoda; Chromadorea; Rhabditida; Gongylonematidae.
AUGGAUGAGGUGGAGAAUUUUGCAUGGAAACAGAGCAGUAAAAAGGUGCCGAGUCAAGCAAUGCGUGUUGUGCGAACAAUCGGGCAAGCAUUCGAAGUAUGCCAUAAAGUAGCGCAGGAGCAGAUGCAGGAGAAACACCCGGAAGAAACGGAGAGUGUCACGAACGUUAAGGGUAAAGGUAAGUCAGCCCGUAGUUGA